Messenger RNA from Exaiptasia diaphana, 3710 nucleotides. Its product is annotated as A-kinase anchor protein 13. Gene Ontology annotation, molecular function: guanyl-nucleotide exchange factor activity. The record is from RefSeq and is a predicted model, not a curated record. Gene Ontology annotation, biological process: regulation of Rho protein signal transduction. NCBI's taxonomy places the organism in Eukaryota, Metazoa, Cnidaria, Anthozoa, Actiniaria, Aiptasiidae.
UUUUGUUGUCGGCAGGAAUGUCGUCGCGAAUUUGUGUCCUUUCCCCUAAAUAACACUUUUUUUAACUCUAUAAACUAAUCAAACCAAGAAAAAGUUUAUUCGUCGUCGAUGAAAURCCAUGUGAGCUGUUGUGGAUGGUUGAAAACAGCGCUAAAGUUAUAUCUUCGUGGAUGAUAUAGGCUUAGAAGAUUCUAAAGUCCUACAAGGUYUUGGAGCGAUAUCCCAUCCAUCAUGGUGAAUUUGCCGCAUUCUUCUUAAGGUUUACUAAAGGAAAGUUGCUUUUUCUUAUAUCAUAUCAUAUACUGAUCCAACAAAGGAUUGAAUUAUUUCUGGUGAGGACRUAAAGAAGCUACGAACCAUCGCGUGAACUUUCUCGUCUAGUGUCUGGGAUACGAUCCACAAUGAUGAUGAAUUCGGGUGAAAUCUCCCAGUCAGAGGGAUGUUGUAUGGCGUUUACACCACAAAGCUGCCCCACUAAGGGUGGGGAUGUGCUGUUUAUUACAUACUCAGAUGACUUCCCUCUUCCAAGUACAGCAGAAUUCUUUCUGGUGUUUGAAGGCAGCAACCAAAGACAUGUGACAACAGCCCAACAGAUAAAUACAUACACAAUACAAGCAGUAGCUCCUAGACAYGACAAAGCUGAAAGGGUGUCAUUAACUGUAUACUGCUUUAAAGAUGAGACUGUUGGACUSUUGUCAUCACACAAGUUCAGUUAUAAUUUAGAAACAGAAAAAAUAUUAGUAGAUGUACUUGCGCAACAUGUGUCAGAUCCGACAUUCCUGGAAUUAUGUAUUUCACUAUGUUCGAUAUCCAACAACAUUUCUGGUGAUGCAAGGGAGAUGUUGGACUCUAGAUUUACAGAGGCAUUUGAACAACUUGAGCUUUCUCCAUCCUGGACUAUAUUUGGAGAGGGUGGCCAAAGAAAUGGUUUAGAUAAUGGCUAUGAGACACUGCUUCAUUUGUCAGCACAUCUUGGCUUCAGUCAGCUAGCKAAGUAUCUUUUGGACAAACCUGGUGCUGACUAUGCCUUGACUCUUCUUGAUARAAAUGGAAAAUCUCCAUUAGACAUUGCAAAUGACAAAGGUCUCACCAAAUUAGCUGAUAUUUUUGCAAGGGGAGCUAAUCCAAAGAAUGARCCAAGUCUGCCUAACGAUAAACCACAYGCAACUAAAACUGCAAUUGGAACCACAACUAUAUCAUGCUAUAUAAAGAACAACAGAAAUUCUAUAGAGAAAGAUAUCGAUAUGUUAAGAGAAAUGCACAGCAUGAGCAAAAUCUGAAACGACUUCGAGAUAUCAAUGAAGAGAUACAAAGGCUUCGUGUUACUUCUCAAAGAAACUACAGAGAGUCUUCAAAGGGUCCAGGAGACAGACCUCCAAUAAGAAGAUUAUCCUGCCCAACKUUUAGAGGUCAAGAUAUCUUACAAGCUCACUUGAUGAUUGGAAAAACUGUAGCAAGUGAAGAGAGACCCGCUGUGGAUAAACCACCAACUGACRCUGAUAACGGCAGUGAACAGCUCCUUGGUGUAGAAGAGACCUCAGACACAUUAAGAAGACGAAGCUGGGGGGACAGAACUGAAGGACAAAACAAGCCAGAAUAUCAGAGACGAGUAAGCUCAAGUCUUGAUGAUCUCACUGCUCCUGAACCAGUUAAAAAGACAAAAGACCCAUUACGCAGUAGAACGCAAGUGAUAGAGCUUCCCAAACACUUAACAAAAGAGCAAGAAAGUAAUAAAUUAGCUGACAUUAUUGACUCUAUAAAGAGCGAAGAGAAACAGGAUGAUCGCAAAAUACCAACCAGGAAUGCUACUUCUGUUAGUAUGCAGGGGAAAUCGUACUCSUAUUCAUGUUUGCCCUCUCUUACUGCGGAUGAUGGGAUGAAAGAGCAACUAAUGGUCAAAAAGCAGGAACAAAUGAGGAAAUAUCAUUGCUUGAUUUCCUUAGUCAUAAUGAAUCUGGUGUAUCACUAGAAGGGUCUGGAGAUGAAGAUAUGGACGAUGAAGGAGUUUUUGCAAGAGAAUAUGACUCUGAUAUGGAACUGAAGGAUGAAGCAGAUGCCUGGAGUUUAACUGUAGACAAAUCGAUUUUUAAAAAAAUGAAUGCAAAAGAUGUCAAGAGACAAGAUGUUAUUCAUGAGCUGAUUCAAACAGAAGAACACUAUGUUGUAACACUCAAGAUCAUGUUCAAAAUUUUCYAUAGUGGCAUGAUUAAGGACUUACAUCUACCAAAAGACAUGGUUAAUUCAAUGUUUCCACAGGUUGAAGAACUACUUGAUCUGCAUUCAAAUUUUCUGAAUUCAAUGAAGGCAAAGGAAAAUAGUCAAACAGUUGUGGAGAGAAUAGGCGAUGUCUUGGAACAUCAGUUCAGUGGUUCUUYAGGUGAGCGCAUGAAAAAGGCUUAUGGAGAUUUUUGCAGCCAUCACACUGAAGCUGUKGACUUAUACAAGAAAUUGUAUAAAAACGAUAAAAAGUUUGCAGAUUUUGUAAAGAAAUGCAGUGUAAAUAAGAUAUGCAGACGUCUAUCUAUCCCAGAUUGCAUCACUUUGGUUACUCACCGCCUGACCAAGUACCCGCCAUUGUUUGAGGCCAUCAUCAAGACUACUAAAGAAAUAAAGGCUGAUCAUCCGUCUUUGAAAAAAGCAACCAACUUAGUCAAGGGUGUUUUGUAUUCUGUGGAUAAUUCAAUCAAUGAAUAUGAAAAACAAAAGACUUUGAGGAACAUCAAGAUGAGAAUGGAUCUCAAAGUAACGAUAACAUACAAAGGAAGCAAAAAAGUGAAGAAUAUAGACUUUGCAUCCAAUUCAAGUGCACUUCUCCACGAGGGCAUGUUGYUAUGGAAGACAGCGCGCGGCAAGUUUGUUGAGUGUGUUGUUGUGAUACUGGACGACAUGUUGGUGUUUUUACAAGAAAAAGAUCAGAAAUACUCCUUAUUGUCUUUAGACCAAAAGGCUCCUGUGAUUCGAUUAAAUAACUUAUUUGUUCGGGAAGUCGCUACAGACACAAAAGCGAUAUUUUUAGUAAGUACAUCAAGAGAAGGGCCUGAAAUGUAUGAAAUGGUUUGUGGGACACCCAGCGAAAAGAAAAUGUGGAUCAAGAAUAUUAAAGACGCUAUUGCUACAGCCCCUAAGGAUAAAGGCACUGGAGAACUGAUCACAACUAAAGCUGGAGAGAUGAGAAAACAUCUUCUUCARCGAGCAGAAACUUUGUUGGAAGAAGUACAGAAUGCUGAACCCGAAAAGCAWAGUAAUUACUUGCUUGACAUGCAGGAUCUUAUUACUAAAUUGGAAACCGAAGAGAGACGUUGGAUUUAAACGUGCUGAAACCUUCAGUGGUUUUGACAACAAACAAAAACUUACCAACCCUGACCAGCCAGUCACGCGGGCRUUUUCUAUGAAAACCGAGAGGACGGGAAAUGUUAGAAGUUACAAUCGGCCUGAUGCUGCGGUGUCAACUUCAGAUCUAGGGAGUCCUGCUACUAAGCACAAGAGAAAGGGAAGCGGUGGUGGUUUGUCGUUUCGUAGCAAGAACAAAGAAGAUAAAAAGAGCUCUGACGCAAAAGCUGAUCUUGCGUCAUCAUCAACGUCGUCAUCUCCAGUCAAUACUCCUGACCAAGACCAAAUGGAAUGUGAAGACCAUAAUGAAUGCUCAACAGAAAUGAACUCUGACAGCAAAGAUGUUAUUUAUUUCUAAUAAUCAGUUAAAAUUCUAUUUC